Molecule: messenger RNA, 2171 nt
Organism: Scaptodrosophila lebanonensis
Lineage: Eukaryota; Metazoa; Arthropoda; Insecta; Diptera; Drosophilidae
Gene: Hsc70-2
Product: heat shock 70 kDa protein cognate 2
Exons: 2
Coding region: 139-2049 (636 amino acids)
Biological process (GO): protein refolding; cellular response to unfolded protein
Cellular component (GO): cytoplasm
Molecular function (GO): heat shock protein binding; misfolded protein binding; ATP binding
Source: RefSeq, a predicted model, not a curated record
UCCUUCACAACUUUCGAAUGUAACAAAAUUCUUAUCCGUCAGUUUAGGGCCGCAAAAUUCUCCUGUUUGUGUGGGUCUUUCGUUCUAGUUGGCGUCAGGAGAUUGGUGCAGUCCUUGCUUUAAGAAGCCGUCCGCAGAAUGCCGGCCCCGCCGAUUGGUAUUGAUUUGGGCACAACGUACUCGUGCGUAGGUGUUUGGCAACACAACAAGGUAGAGAUCAUAGCCAAUGAUCAGGGCAAUCGGACAACGCCCAGCUAUGUGGCAUUCAAUGAAACGGAGCGUUUAAUUGGCGAUGCUGCGAAAAAUCAGGUUGCCAUGAAUGCCAUGAACACAGUGUUUGAUGCUAAGCGCUUGAUUGGACGCAAAUUCGAUGACCGCAAGAUUCAGGAAGAUAUGAAACAUUGGCCCUUCAAAGUGAUCAACGACGGUGGCAAGCCAAAGAUCGAGGUCGAGUUUAAGGGAGAACGCAAGCGUUUUGCACCGGAAGAAAUCAGCUCGAUGGUUUUGACAAAAAUGCGUGAAAUCGCGGAGGUCUAUUUGGGCGGAAAAGUUAAGGACGCGGUAAUCACAGUACCAGCGUAUUUCAACGACAGCCAACGCCAGGCUACAAAGGAUGCGGGCACCAUAGCGGGUCUCAAUGUCCUGCGCAUUAUCAAUGAACCAACAGCAGCGGCUCUGGCCUACGGGCUGGACAAAAAUCUUAAGGGAGAGCGCAACGUGCUAAUCUUUGAUUUGGGCGGCGGCACCUUCGAUGUAUCUAUACUGUGUAUCGAUGAGGGCUCUCUGUUUGUGGUGAAGGCAACGGCUGGGGAUACCCACUUGGGUGGGGAGGACUUUGAUAAUCGACUGGUUAAUCAUUUUGUGGAUGAGUUCAAGCGGCGGCAUAAGCGAGAUCUCAGAGUCAAUGUGCGAGCUAUAAGGCGACUGCGAACUGCCUGCGAGCGGGCCAAGCGCACACUCUCCUCCAGCACGGAGGCGUCGGUGGAGAUCGACGCAUUACACGAGGGCAUCGACUUUUACUCGAAGAUAUCGCGAGCACGCUUCGAGGAGCUAAACAUGGAUCUGUUUCGCUCCACCCUGCAGCCAGUCGAGCGCGCGUUGCAGGACGCCCAUAUGGACAUGAACGCCAUCCACGAUGUGGUGCUGGUGGGUGGCUCGACCCGCAUACCGAAGAUUCAGCGUUUGCUGCAGGAUUUCUUUGGCGGCAAGCAGCUGAACUUGUCCAUCAAUCCGGAUGAGGCGGUGGCGUACGGUGCCGCCGUGCAGGCAGCUAUCAUCACAGGCGGCGGAAGCUCACAGAUACAGGACGUCCUGCUGGUGGAUGUGACGCCACUCUCGCUUGGUAUAGAGACGGCGGGCGGAGUGAUGACCAACCUGGUGGGCCGCAACGCACGCAUUCCCUGCAAGCAGCAGCAAGCCUUCACCACCUACAGUGACAACCAAAAUGCGGUGACCAUACAGGUGUACGAGGGCGAGCGCGCUCUGACCAAGGACAACAACCUGCUGGGCACAUUCAAUCUAAAUGGCAUACCGCCGGCGCCUCGUGGCACGCCCAAAAUUGAUGUGACCUUCGAUCUAAAUGCCGAUGGCAUUUUGCAUGUGAGCGCCAAGGACAACAGCACUGGACAGUCGGAAAAGAUAACCAUUACUAAUGACAAGGGUCGUCUAUCAAAGGCCGAAAUCGAUCGAAUGCUGGCCGAUGCGGAAAAGUAUCGGGACGAGGACAAUCGACAACGUGCGCGCGUUCAGGCAAGGAAUGCACUGGAGACAUACAUCUAUAGCUGCAAGCAGACCGUCGAUGAGGCACCGAGUGGCGCGCUGCGUGACGAGGAUCGCGUCAAGGUGAGGGUCAAGUGUGCGACGGAAAUGUCAUGGCUGGACAGCAAUAAUCAGGCCGAUAAGGCUGAGUACGAACGGCAUCUGAAGGAGUGCCAGCGCAUCUGCAGUCCCAUCAUGACCAAGCUGCUCAGUGACGGCUCAAAGAAACAGAGCACCACCAAAAAGCGCAGCAGCUGCUCCUCAUAUCCCACCGUCGAAGAGGUGGAGUAAGCAGACAGACCUCAUCAAACCACACCAUACUCCCUUGCAGAGCAACACACACUCAAAAUUUAUUCUGAAAUUGUAUUGAAUAUGUAUUUGAAAAUAAAUUAGCAAGUGAUUAGAAACAGCAA